CUGCGCGUGGAGCCAGCCGCUCCGGGAGGAAGUCGGGAGACAGGAAGCCCCGCCCCCUCCCGGCGUUGGUGUUCCUUUCUCUCUACCCCCCGCGCUCUUCCGAGCUCGGGGCUCGCCGUGCGCCCUUCUUCAGUACUCCGAGCUUGCCGCGGUGUUUCCCGCCCCACUCCGCCCCGCCCCACUCCACGCGCGGGCUCACGCUCGGCGGCACCAGGCCCUCGCCUUCCCGGUCCAGGCGGCAGCCCUCUGUACGAGCACUAUGCUCUUCUAUUCCUUUUUCAAAUCCCUUGUGGGCAAGGAUGUGGUCGUGGAACUCAAGAAUGACCUGAGCAUCUGUGGAACCCUCCAUUCUGUGGAUCAGUAUCUCAACAUCAAAUUAACUGACAUUAGUGUCACAGACCCUGAGAAAUACCCUCACAUGUUAUCAGUGAAGAACUGCUUCAUCCGGGGCUCAGUGGUUCGCUAUGUGCAGUUGCCAGCAGAUGAGGUCGACACACAGUUGCUACAGGAUGCAGCGAGGAAGGAGGCCUUGCAGCAGAAACAGUGAUGGCGCCUCUGCUCCCCUUCCCUCUUCCAUUGGAGCGCCUUUACCUCAUGUCCCAGACCAGGACCCCUUCCCUCAUACUUUAGGUGUUGUGGGUUUUUUUAAUAGUGAAAGCACUUUUUUUUUUCCCCCCCCCCAAGGAAUAAGGGAAUGAGAGAAUAGUGGGGAGCCGCUAUCCUCUGUUGAGGAGUGGAUAAGUAGUCUGGGGAACUGCAAAGCCUUUCUUGUCACCAGCACCUGCCUUUUUUACUUCUUCCCUGGAGAUGGUGGGAACAUCUUCUAGAUAUCUCCAGGGCAGCAUGUGAUUCAUUUUGGGGAUGGAAGGAAUCUGUCCCGCAUCGGGAAUAAAAUUUAUGAUGCAAACUUGA
Molecule: messenger RNA, 912 nt
Organism: Hipposideros armiger (great roundleaf bat)
Lineage: Eukaryota; Metazoa; Chordata; Mammalia; Chiroptera; Hipposideridae
Gene: LSM2
Product: LSM2 homolog, U6 small nuclear RNA and mRNA degradation associated
Exons: 5
Coding region: 260-547 (95 amino acids)
Biological process (GO): mRNA splicing, via spliceosome
Cellular component (GO): catalytic step 2 spliceosome; U6 snRNP; precatalytic spliceosome
Molecular function (GO): RNA binding
Source: RefSeq, a predicted model, not a curated record